This is a messenger RNA of Thecamonas trahens ATCC 50062, 3066 nucleotides long. Its product is annotated as TKL protein kinase. The transcript has 2 exons. NCBI's taxonomy places the organism in Eukaryota, Apusomonadida, Apusomonadidae. Gene Ontology annotation, biological process: protein phosphorylation. Gene Ontology annotation, molecular function: ATP binding; protein tyrosine kinase activity. The coding region runs from base 1 to 3066 and encodes 1021 amino acids. The record is from RefSeq and is a predicted model, not a curated record.
AUGGCUGAGGAGGAUGAGGGACUCGUUCUCGACACGCUGUUCUUCGCGACCAGCAAGGUCAAUGGCUGGGCCUUUCUCUCCUCGGCUUGGCCACAGGUGCCAGAGAAGGCGGCGGCGGCGGUGGCGGCGGUGUUUCCUGAUGUGGCGCGAUGCCGAAUCGCCAUUACACUCGGCGGUGCGAGGUACUCUUCGGCAUUGCACUACUUUCAAGCUACCAAGUACGACACGGUGCCGGCGGUCCAGAUCCUGCUCCGUGAUGCUGCCGAGGCUGGGACGCUCGCUGCUGCCGCCCGCCAGCUCCGCCGCGAGCGCCCGCUGAGCGAGGCGCAGCAGGCGGCAUGGAAGCUGCGACGGGUCAAUGUCAUGCGCGAUGGCCUUCUUGCGUUGUAUGUGCAGCAUCCACCGCUCGCUGCGGCUCUGCUAUCGUCGGCACCGCGGCCGCUUGCAAAGUCGCCGUUCCGCUCAGAGUCGUUCUGGUCCGGUGGCUCGCCAAGCUCGGCCAACGUCAUGGGCGAGACCCUGAUGUGGAUCCGCCUCGUCCUUGGUGGCACGCCGGUGCCGCCGAUGGCAAGUGCAGCGGCACGGGUGCCGCUUGCGGUUCCGACGCUGCCGCCGGCGCGGGCGCUGAGCGACGCGCAGCGCGCCGCAUUCCGGACCCAAGGCCACGUGGUGGUCUCGGACGUGCUGCCGCGUGCGGCCAAGGCAACGGUCGAGGCUCACUUUCAGCUCUAUCUCGACUUUCUCGCCUCACGCUCGGGCUCGAACGCGCUGUCAAUCUUCGACUUUGCCACGCCUGGGAGUGUGGUGUCGCGGGCAGCACUGGCGACGCUCGGCGGUCUCCACGAUCCAGGCCAGCGGGCUGCUUUCUUCUCAGACGACGACUCUGUUUUGUUUUACGAUGGUGUGCGCAAAGUGCGACAGCCGCUGACAAUUGGAGAGCGCUCGUCCGGCAUAGUCUACGUCCACGGCCUGACGACGCCGCUCAUGUGGGUGCCCGAGGUGCUGGACCCGAUCUGCGAUGCAUAUGGUGUGGCCGAGCCGGGCGAGCUGCGCCUGGCCAACGAGUGCUUUCUCCUCAAGCUUCAGUCGUCAGCCAAGGUGGCACCACACAUGGACGUGCCGCCGUUUGAUCCCCGCCACACACUUGCAGACCGGGUCGCCGCCUACUACGUCGUCCGUCCCAUCACGUUCCGGAUCCUGCCCUGGAUCCAUGCCCCGUGGCUGACCAAGCUCUGGCGGCGGCUUUUCCACCCAUACCUCGGCGUUGAGGGUGCGCGCUGGCCGCCCGGAGCGCUUCGCUCGAAUCCACUGUUCUGGAUGGACAAGUCGACCAAGUACCCGUUCGACUUGGCCCUGCUCACAGCCUAUGUCAUCGCCUACGCACACGCGUGGACCGGAACGCCCGUCGACGUGCUGGCAGCCGAGUGUGGCGUUGCACGUCUGGCGCCCGAUCACAAGGUCGGUGAUAAGGCCCAACUCGACUUUGGACAGCUGCUCGAGCAUGCUGACGCGCUGGCGCGCUCAUCGGACGCAGUCCAGAUCCCGCCGACGCCGGAACUGAUGCCAGUCGGCGGCUACGCCUGGGUCACACUCUCUGCCAACGAUGGCGACCUAGUGCUGUUCUCAACCCCGCUGGCCGGCGUGCGGGCCGAUGAUCUCGCGGCGUUUGUGGUGCCUGUCUCGGCGUGGCGGCACGACGAUGUGGCGUCGCCGACUCCGCCACCGGCGUGGCCUGGCGACCCGCGCACGUUCUGGACGACGCACGGGGACGGUACGCGAUUCCCGGCCUUUGAGCGCGCCUUUGCGCUCUUCGCUGAGGCCCAGUUCCGUACUGCAGGCUUUGAGCUCCCGAUUCCCUGGUCCGACCUCAGGCACGAUGGAGCGUACUUUGACCCUGUCGUGCCGUGCCCGCAGGCUGCCGCCAUGCUUGGACUGCCGCCAGGCGCCACAUCAGUGACUAUGGGGGCGACGCCCGAUGCGCCGCUUGCCAAGUGGACAGUUGAUCAAGUGGUGGCGUGGUGCGUCGGCCAGCCCGAGCUUGCCAUCCACGUUGACGCUAUUCGCGCUGCGAAACUCGACGGCGCUGCAGUGGAGGCGCUCUCGACAUCCGAACUUGCGCGCGGCGCGAGCAUCCCGCUCGGGGUGGCGGCGCGAAUCCGCCGCGAGCUCGCGGGCGUCGGUCCGUCGAGCGCCAGAAGCAGCAGCAGCGACGGCGAGCUGAAGGAUGUUGACUUUGGCGCAAGUGCAGGAGCGGCCCAACUCGACUUUGGCGAGCUUGUCAUCGGCGACCAGAUUGGCUCUGGUGCGUUUGGGGUUGUGUAUGUGGGGAGCUGGCGCGGCGCCGACGUAGCGGUCAAGCGCCUGCGUGCUGCCGUCGACGGCCGCCACAUGGCCGCCUUUCUCCGCGAGGUGGCGACGAUGCACGGGCUCAAAGCCCACCCAAACAUUGUGCUCUUUCUGGGCAUGUCAGGAGUUGUCCUUCCGACUGGCAUCCGCGAACUGUACCUGGUCACCGAGUACUGCUCGGGCGGCUCACUCGACAAGCUUGUCUUCGACGGCCAGGUCACCAUUCCGGCCAACCGCAUGUUUCAGAUUGCGCUUGAGGUGGCAUCAGGUAUGAUGCACAUUCAUUCCGAGGGGCUCGUUCAUCGCGACCUCGCGCUCCGCAACCUGUUGGUGACCGGGCGCGGCUCCAUCAAGGUCGCCGACUUUGGGCUCUCCAAGACGGUUCUUGCCGAGGCUUCAAGCGUGGGAGAGGCUACCAGUUCGACGUUUGUGGGUCCGCUCAAGGCCAUGGCUCCCGAGUCGCUUCGCGGCAACCACGGGCCUCCAGCCGAUGUUUGGGCCUUUGGCAUCGCCAUGUGGGAGCUUGUCACCCGCACGCCCGUCUUUGCCGACCUCACCGCGCCACAGGUUGCUGCCGGCGUUCUCGCCGCCGGCCUUCGCCCGCCGAUCGGCGAGUCCAUGCCGCGGCUCUGGGCCAACAUGCUGCAGGCGUGCUGGGCCGAGGUUCCAACCGCGCGUCCGACCUUUGCCGACAUUAUCUCGGUCCUCUCCCCGAAUUGA